GUAUCUAGUCUAUCGGAAUUGAAUUAGAACCCUGUAGUAUUCUUGUUUUGCAGUUGAGCUAAUACCUGCCAAGGAGUUUGUAGGGUUAUUUCCAUUAAACAUUUUGAGUUUGCUUUGUAAAAAUAAUGCUUGUUUCCGCUCUUUUAACUUCUGUGGGAAUCAAUCUUGGCACUUGUAUUUUAUUUUUCACAUUAUAUUCUAUAUUGAGGAAGCAGCCAGGAAACAUCUAUGUUUAUGCACCUCGCUUGAUAGCUGAAGGAAAAUCUCAGCUUAGUGAUGAUUUCAACUUAGAGAGGUUGUUGCCUUCUGCUGGUUGGGUGCAAAGGGCAUGGCAGCCUUCCGAAGAGGACCUCUUGUCCGCAGCAGGAUUGGAUGGAGUGGUUCUGAUGCGUAUCUUCAUCUUCAGUUUGAGAGUAUUUUCUUUUGCUGUGAUUGUCGGGAUCGGCAUUCUUCUUCCAGUGAACUAUUUGGGUAAUCAGCUAAGUAUUGAUUUUUCUGAUCUGCCAAAUAAAUCUCUGGACAUCUUCAGCAUUUCAAAUGUUGACAAUGGGUCAAAAAGGCUGUGGAUUCAUUUCAGUGCGGUAUAUGUUUUCACUGGAGUUGUCUGCUAUCUUCUUUAUUAUGAAUAUAAACAUAUAUCUUCAAAGAGAAUUACUUAUUUUUAUGCCUCCAAACCUCAGCCACAUCAGUUCACCCUUUUAGUUCGUGGUAUCCCUUUAUCUGCUGGGAAAAGUUUCAAUGACAGUGUUGAGAGCUUUUUUACGGAGUUUCACCCUUCUACCUAUCUAUCACAUAUAAUGGUUCGCCAAACAAACAAGCUUCAAAAUCUUAUUAGGGACGAACAGAAGUUGUAUAAAAGGCUUGUCAACUUAAAAUCAAAAAAUCCUGCUCAAAAGAAGUAUACACGUGAUGGCUUCUUAGGACUGUUUGGACGGAGGGUUGAUAUAGUUGAUCACCAUGAGAAGAAGUUAGAAGAUCUGCAAGAGAACGUCAGAAGGGAGCAAUUAGGUGUUUCAUUGACUGGGGAGGAAGUCCCUGCUGCUUUUGUGUCCUUCAAAUCCCGGUAUGGUUCUGCUGUUGCUCUCCACAUCCAACAAUCAACCAAUCCCACAGAAUGGAUCACAGAGCAAGCACCAGAGCCUCAUGAUGUUUACUGGCCUUUCUUUUCUGCUUCGUUUAUACAAAGAUGGGUUUCCAAGCUGGUGGUUUUUGUUGCUUGUUUCAUCCUUACAGUUCUAUUCCUUAUUCCUGUUGUAUUUGUACAAGGUCUUACUAAUUUGAAGCAGUUGGAAGCCUAUUUGCCUUUUCUGACAGGAAUACUGGCUAUAACAUUUGUCAGUGAAAUAAUCACAGGAUAUCUUCCCAGCCUCAUUCUUCAGUUGUUUUUGACAAUGGUGCCUCCCAUCAUGAAGAUGCUUUCAUCCAUUCAAGGGUAUACCUCCAAUAGUGGGAUAUUAAGAAGUGCAUGUACAAAAGUACUUUGGUUUACUAUAUGGAACAUUUUCUUUGCAAAUGUACUGUCUGGGUCAGCUUUCUCUCAAUUUUUUUCUCUUGUUCUUGAGCCAAAGAACAUCCCAGCAAAGCUGGCUGCAGCUGUUCCAGCACAGGCCUCGUUUUUCAUUGCCUAUGUUGUCACAUCUGGAUGGAGCAGUGUAUCAUCAGAACUCUUCCGCAUGAUUCCUCUCAUUUGUGAUUUCAUACGAAGACAUUGUUCCAGCAGUACUUAUGAUGAAUUUGAGGUUCCAUCUAUUCCUUACCAUAGUGAAAUACCCAAAAUUCUCUUUUUUGGGCUGCUUGGCAUUACAUACUUCUUUCUAGCUCCAUUAAUUCUGCCCUUCCUCUUGGCUUACUACUGUAUUGGAUAUAUUAUCUUCCGUAACCAGUUAUUAAAUGUAUAUGAGCCCAAGUUUGAAACUGGUGGAAAAUUCUGGCCUAUUGUGCACACCUCAACUAUAUUUUCUCUAAUACUGAUGCACAUCCUUGCAUUUGGUUUAUUUGGGCUGAAGAAGCUUCCUUUAGCAUCUAGCUUAUGUAUUCCUCUUCCAAUUGUCACUCUCCUUUUCAAUGAUUAUUGCCAGAAACGGUUCUUACCCAUCUUCGCAGAUUAUCCUGCUGAGUGUUUGAUAAAGAAAGACAGAGAAGACCAGAAUGAUCCUGCAAUGACUGAAUUUCUUGAAAAUCUGGUCACUGCUUACGGGGACCCAUCUAUGAUGCUGAUGCAGCAUUCCAGUAAUGAUGAUGGGUAUGCCUCUCCCCUCCUUCAGUCUAGAGAAGUUUGAAGGUAGUGGGAGGGACUUUCAACCUUACAGAAGGCAUGAUGGUUUUGGCAUGUUGUUAAAAAAAAGGAUGGUCUGGGUUUUGUGUCCCAGAUGAAGAUUAGUGAAA
This is a messenger RNA of Telopea speciosissima, 2385 nucleotides long. Its product is annotated as CSC1-like protein HYP1. Gene Ontology annotation, molecular function: calcium-activated cation channel activity. Gene Ontology annotation, cellular component: plasma membrane. The record is from RefSeq and is a predicted model, not a curated record. The transcript is spliced from 10 exons. Lineage: Eukaryota; Viridiplantae; Streptophyta; Magnoliopsida; Proteales; Proteaceae. Bases 126 to 2279 code for a protein of 717 amino acids.